Saccharomyces mikatae IFO 1815 is the source of this 435-nucleotide messenger RNA. RefSeq names its product adenosine 5'-monophosphoramidase (gene HNT1). The coding region runs from base 1 to 435 and encodes 144 amino acids. NCBI's taxonomy places the organism in Eukaryota, Fungi, Ascomycota, Saccharomycetes, Saccharomycetales, Saccharomycetaceae. The record is from RefSeq and is a predicted model, not a curated record. The transcript has 2 exons. Gene Ontology annotation, biological process: nucleotide metabolic process. Gene Ontology annotation, molecular function: catalytic activity.
AUGUCUUCUCCUGCUGCCCUCGAUGCCGCUUGUAUUUUUUGCAAAAUUAUCAAAGGUGAAAUCCCAUCUUUCAAAUUAAUUGAAACUAAGUACUCGUAUGCAUUUUUGGACAUACAACCAACUGCUGAAGGCCAUACGUUAAUCAUUCCCAAGUAUCACGGUGCAAAAUUGCAUGACAUUCCUGAUGAAUUUCUUACCGAUGCCAUGCCAAUCGCGAAGAGACUGGCUAAGGCGAUGAAGUUGGACACUUAUAACGUGUUGCAGAAUAAUGGCAAGAUUGCGCAUCAAGAAGUCGAUCACGUUCAUUUCCAUUUGAUUCCGAAGAGAGACGACAAGACUGGUUUGAUUGUAGGGUGGCCAGCUCAAGAAACUGACUUCGAUAAGCUAGGCAAGCUGCACAAAGAACUGCUUGCCCAAUUAGAAGGCUCCGAUUAG